Molecule: messenger RNA, 2621 nt
Organism: Thunnus maccoyii (southern bluefin tuna)
Lineage: Eukaryota; Metazoa; Chordata; Actinopteri; Scombriformes; Scombridae
Gene: xrcc6
Product: X-ray repair complementing defective repair in Chinese hamster cells 6
Exons: 14
Coding region: 278-2107 (609 amino acids)
Biological process (GO): cellular response to X-ray; double-strand break repair via nonhomologous end joining; telomere maintenance
Cellular component (GO): nucleus; Ku70:Ku80 complex
Molecular function (GO): DNA helicase activity; telomeric repeat DNA binding; damaged DNA binding
Source: RefSeq, a predicted model, not a curated record
CUCACCUAGCAUGAGAGGACUCAGCUGGCGGGCCAUUCCUCUGGACAGGUCGUAAAUAUACACUUUCACCGGGACCCCCUCUCUGAAGACACGUCCCGCCUCCUUCACUGUGAUUGGCCAGUAUUAUAGAUUGGCGUACGAGGGUCCAAUAGAUGACGAGACGUCCCGCACGCCUCUUUAGCAUGCUCAUUCACGUACCUCAGCGCGCCCGUCAUUGAAACUAGUCCGGACUUUUGUUGUGCUCAAAGUUGCAGGGUACGGACCAACAGCAGCACCAAUGGCAGAGUGGAACGCCUACUACCAGAAUGAUGAGGAGGAGGAAGAGCAGGAGGAAGGAGAGCAAUCUGGAAGAGAAUACAAGAUCACAGGGAGAGACAGUUUGGUGUUCUUGGUUGAUGCCUCCAAGGAAAUGUUCAUCAAAGGAGAAGACGGAGAGCCAUCCAACUUUGAUAUGACCAUGCAGGUUGUGCGCAGUGUGUACUCCAGUAAAAUCAUCAGUAGUCACAGGGACCUGGUGGCUCUGGUGUUCUACGGCACAGAGCAGAGCAAGAACCCCAGGAACUCCUUCAAGCACGUCUACGUGUACCACAACCUCGAUGAACCUGGUGCAAAGCGAGUGCAGGAAGUGGACUCCCUGCGCAGGGAAAAAGGUGCCCAGCUCGCGGCAGAGACCAUGGGCAGCGGGGAGACGUCAUUGGGUGAUGCCCUAUGGUGCUGCGCCAACCUCUACAGUGACAUCAAGCUACGCCUCUCACACAAGCGGCUCAUGAUCUUCACCUGCAGGGACGAACCGCAUGAAGGCGACAGCGCGAAGGACCGGCAGGCUCGCACCAAGGCCAGUGACCUCAAAGAGACCGGUGUUGUCAUAGAUUUAAUGCACCUGAUGAAACCAGGCGGCUUUGACGUCUCACUCUUCUUUUGUGACAUCAUGAGUCCACCAGAGGAUGAGAAUGAAUUGGGGCUGCAGCUGGAGCCUUGUUACAAACUGGACGACCUCCAGAAGAGGGUUCGCGCCAAGGAGCAGAAGAAGAGAGCCAUUGCCAGGCUUAAUCUGUGUCUUGGCGAGGGCAUAAACAUAGCAGUGGGAAUGUAUGCGACCGCUGUGACUGCUCGGAAACCACCUCCCAUCAGACUGUACAGGGAAUCCAACGAGCCGGUCCGCAGCAAAACCCGCACCUUCCACACCCAGACCGGCAGCCUGCUGUUGCCCAGUGAGAUAAAGAAAGCCCAGGUGUACGGUAACAAACAGAUAGUGAUGGAGCGGGACGAGGUGGACGCCAUCAAGAAGUUUGAGGAUCCUGGAUUUUCUCUGAUCGGAUUCAAACCUAUGGAGAAGCUCAAAGUGCACCACCACAUCCGGCCUGCUGUCUUCAUCUACCCUGAGGAGGACGAGGUGAAAGGCAGUGCGUGUCUGUUCUCUGCCCUGUUGACGAAGUGCAGCGAGAAGAAUGUGUUCGCUCUUUGCCGUUGCACCUCCCGCAGAAACUACCCUCCUCGAUUUGUUGCCCUGGUGCCUCAGAAAGAGCAGGUUGACGAGGGGAAAGUACAGAUUACACCGCCAGGUUUCAACGUCAUCUCCCUGCCGUACGCUGACGACCUGCGGACUCUGGAUCCCCCUCAGUGUCCGUCUGCUUCACAAAUGCAGGUGGACAAGAUGAAGGAGAUUGUCUCCAAGCUCCGCUUCAAAUACAGGAGUGAUGCUUUUGAGAAUCCAGUCAUCCAGCAGCAUUUCAGGAACCUGGAGGCCUUGGCUCUGGAUAUGAUGGCUCCAGAAGAAAUAGAAGACCUCAUCAUGCCAAAGGUGGACCAGAUUGACCGCCGUCUGGGUCCUCUGAUCCAGGAGUUUAAAGAUCUGGUCUACCCUGCCGGCUACAACCCAGAGAACAAACCAGCUGCCAAACGCAAAGCAGAUGAUAACGGAGGCGGAGCGAAGAAGCCCAAAGUGGAGUUGCCAGAAGACGAGCUGAGGGCCCAUGUGCAGAACGGCACCCUGGGAAAGCUGACAGUGCCUGUGCUGAAGGAGGCCUGUAAGCAGUUUGGGGUCCGGACCACUGGGACCAAGAAGCAGGAGCUGAUAGAUGCUCUGACAGCCCAAAUGGGAUCAUGAGGCGUUACAUAUCUGACUCACUGUGCCUUCAUCUGACUGGUUUCAGAUCAGUGCUUCUGUGUCCCAAAAUUGAUUCCAAGUGUAGGAAUGUCUCCAGCUACUUUUGCAUGAACAGAGUUCUGGUAAAUUUAAAAGCUGUUUUAAAAGCAGGGAGCCAAGCAUCACUUGGGGGUCCUGUGAUUGUUUUAAACUCACUAUGCGUAGAUUUUUGGACGAGCAGCUGCUGUGUUCAGUGUACAAUAGAAACAAGUUCUGCUUGAUAAGAUGAAACCUGUUGCUUUACCCCCUUUUGAAAGGCAGCAGUGUUAUUGCCUGCAGUCAGUGUGUUUGUCCCACAGUAACCUCUUACAUUAUUAAUGUUUGAAUGGCUGGAUCAUGUUGGUUACGAGAUUGUAAAAGAAGCGACUGCAUUGUAAUACCCUGUACUGUAAACAUGGUCAUCAAAAUACUCCAACCAGGAACGACACUUUUUGAUAAUCUUGUAUUUGCAUUAAUAAAAACAAACCUUUUAUAA